CGUUGCGGCUUUGCCCGGCGCAGGCGGCCAUGGAGCGCUUCGCGGUGAAGUCGGCGCCGUCGCGGAACCGCUCCAAGACCGCCCUGUACGUGACGCCCCAGGACCGCGUGACGGAGUUCGGCAGCGAGCUGCACGAGGACGGGGGCAAGCUCUUCUGCACCUCCUGCAACGUGGUGCUGAACCACGUCCGCAAGUCCGCCAUCAACGACCACCUCAAGUCCAAAACGCACACCAAGAGGAAGGCGGAGUUCGAGGAGCAGAACGUCAGGAAGAAGCAAAGGACUCUGACUGCCUCCCUGCAGUGCAACAGCACUGCCCAGACAGAGAAAAGCAGUGUGAUCCAGGACUUUGUGAAAAUGUGCCUGGAAGCCAAUAUCCCCCUGGAGAAGGCCGAUCACCCCUCUGUGCGAGCCUUCCUGUCCCGCUACGUUAAGAACGGCAGCUCCAUACCCAAGUCGGAGCAGCUCAGGAAAGCGUAUCUGCCUGAUGGCUACGACAAUGAGAACCAGCUCAUCAACACUGAAGACCGUUGAGAAGAGAACUGUUUUCAUCCUUGUUGUGAAGUUUUACAUAUUGAUGGUGUGGUUUAUUUUUAUAUUCAUGCAUAUAUACAGUGUUACAUAUUGAUUUUACAAGCUAUUUUGUAUUCUUGUAGAAAUGACAAUCUACUCCUGAACUUAGCAGCGUGCUGCAUAUUGUUGCUAACCCUGCUGUGGACUUCAGAGCUACAUCGAUGUAGAGCUCCUGAGGAAUGUAGGGAGCAUCCCUGGCAUACACCUGAUCUCUGCUCAGUCCAGCUGUAACUGAGGCUGAGACAAAGGCACUUGAAUGGAGGGCCCCACCUCAGAGUGCAUCUAAGAAGACGGUGUGAUAUAGGGAUUGCUGCUCGUGGCAGUGGAUUGCUUUGUCCAGUAUCCUGUCCCUGACUGACCAAGAAGAGGUGCUGCACCUUCAAAAUGCAAGAAGCUCUAGGAUGGUUAGUUAAAAUAUCACUGCUCUGUUGGGGGAGGACUACUGCAACUUUCUAUUCAAGCUUGGU
Messenger RNA from Ficedula albicollis (Collared flycatcher), 1039 nucleotides. It is a transcript of the gene CGGBP1, whose product is annotated as CGG triplet repeat binding protein 1. Gene Ontology annotation, molecular function: double-stranded DNA binding. The coding region runs from base 30 to 533 and encodes 167 amino acids. Lineage: Eukaryota; Metazoa; Chordata; Aves; Passeriformes; Muscicapidae. The transcript is spliced from 2 exons. Gene Ontology annotation, biological process: regulation of transcription by RNA polymerase II. The record is from RefSeq and is a predicted model, not a curated record. Gene Ontology annotation, cellular component: nucleus.